Messenger RNA from Callorhinchus milii (elephant shark), 2591 nucleotides. RefSeq names its product dihydrouridine synthase 3-like (S. cerevisiae) (gene dus3l). The transcript is spliced from 14 exons. The record is from RefSeq and is a predicted model, not a curated record. Gene Ontology annotation, biological process: tRNA processing. Gene Ontology annotation, molecular function: RNA binding; tRNA dihydrouridine synthase activity; metal ion binding. NCBI's taxonomy places the organism in Eukaryota, Metazoa, Chordata, Chondrichthyes, Chimaeriformes, Callorhinchidae. The coding region runs from base 212 to 2374 and encodes 720 amino acids.
CAGUUUGCGCGCUGCACUCCCGGUGUGUGUGUGUGUGUGUGUUGCACGUGUCGGUCCCCCGGCAGCGGCCCGGGGUGGGAGGAGGAGAGGCGGAGGCGGAGAGCGGUUGAUUCUUCUUUGGCUGUGAACGUCCUCCUGUUAAUCACUUGGCACACACUGUGCUGGUGUUGCUGAUGCCCACAGAGGCUUACAAAGUAUAACUGUUCUUGAUAUGGCUGAAGGAGGAGAUGUCAGCAACUCCGCCAGUACAAAUCGUGGGACCAACUUGGGAGUGGCACUCAUCAAGCCUCAGUAUCUUACUAAUAAAGAUCAUUUCCAUGAAUAUAUUGAAAGUGGCAACGAUCCAAAGAACCCUGACAGUCAUACAGAAGCUGGAGAAGUGGUAGAAGAUACUGCAGCUGAUGAGCUCCUAAAACAUAAAGUGAAAAGGAUUAAACUGGAUGAAGAAAGCAGUAGUGUUCAAGACAAAAAUGUGCAUGAAAAAGAAAAUGGAGAAAUGUGUCCAAAAGAAGAGGAAAGGAAGGAAGCUAAAAGAAGAGUUCGAGGCCAAAAUAAACACAGGCCACACAUGAAGCCCAACCAGUAUCAAACACAAAAGUUAUGUUCAUCAGUGUGUCGGGAACCAGCACAGAAAUGUUACUAUGGUGACAAAUGUAGAUUUUUGCAUGAUGUAUCUAAGUAUCUGGAAACCAAACCCGCUGAUCUUGGAGAUCGAUGUUACUUGUAUGACAUGUUUGGAAAGUGUCAGUAUGGCAUUAGCUGUCGCUAUGCAAAAUCUCACAUUGGAGCAAAUAACCGGAGCCUGGUUAAUGAGGAUCUGGUGAAGAAAUGGCAAGAAAAGGUGAUUGUCCAGAAUAGUCUAAGCAAGCAACUGCAACAGGUGCUCCGCAAAAAGAAGUUCUCUUUUAACAAUUCCGAUCGAUACUUGAAGCAGUUGAACCAAAGUAAUGAAUGCGACAAAAAGGGCAAUGCAGGAAAGAACGCAGCGGAUAGCCCAUCAAAGCUUGGUGAUGAAUUAAGUCCAGAUCUUUCUAUUUCAAGUGCAGCCAUAGUAGAGCAAACCUCUGCAGAACCGAACAGCAUAAGAAUUGUAGAGCCACAGGAUAUGCCUUGCUGUACGGAAAGCAAACUGGAUAAUGGUCUGCUGUCUGAAGCAAAGCAGACCAUUGAUGAAACAAACAAAAAUGUUCUUACUCCAGGGAUGGAAAUGGGUAAAGAGAAUUCUGUUCAAGAAGUUAAUGAUCAAAUGGCCUCUGCAAAAUUGUUGGGUGCUGUACUGGAUGAAGACAUCAUCAAGCUUCGAUCCUGUGAGAAGAAAACGUUGAACUUCAAGGAUAAGCUUUAUCUUGCACCACUCACAACAUGUGGAAAUCUACCUUUCCGUCGAAUAUGUAAAAGGUUUGGAGCUGACAUCACUUGUGGUGAGAUGGCAAUGUGUACAAACCUUUUGCAAGGCCAGUCUUCUGAGUGGGCACUCCUGAAACGUCAUUAUACGGAAGAUAUCUUUGGAGUUCAGCUAGAGGGUGCUUUUCCUGACACUUUGACAAAAUGUGCAGAACUUCUAAACCAGACUAUAAAUGUGGACUUUGUUGAUAUUAAUGUGGGAUGCCCAAUAGAUCUUGUAUAUCACAAGGGAGGUGGCUGUGGAUUAAUGAAUCGAUUAAACAAGUUUGAGCAGAUUGUGAAAGGAAUGAACUCUGUACUGGAUGUUCCACUCACUGUGAAAAUAAGAACUGGAGUACAUGAAAAAGUCAACAUUGCUCACAAAUUAAUACCCAAUCUAAGGGAUUGGGGGGUUUCUCUAGUUACUCUCCAUGGCAGAUCCCGGGAACAACGUUAUACUAAAUUGUCAGACUGGGACUACAUUAAUGACUGUGCUCGACUGGCUAAUCCAAUGCCACUUUUUGGAAAUGGAGAUAUACUGUCAUUUGAAGAUGCCAACAAAGCAAAGACAACAGGGGUGUCUGGAAUUAUGAUUGCAAGGGGAGCACUUAUUAAGCCCUGGAUUUUCACGGAGAUCAAAGAGCAACGACACUGGGACAUCUCUUCUCAAGAGAGGUUUGAAAUUCUACAGGAUUUCAGGGACUACGGUCUGGAGCAUUGGGGAUCUGACACACAAGGAGUGGAAAAGAGUAGAACAUUCCUCCUAGAGUGGUUAUCAUUCUUAUGCAGAUACAUUCCAGUAGGUGUGCUGGAACAUGUGCCUCAGAAAAUCAAUGAAAGGCCUCCUUACUAUUUGGGCAGAGACUAUUUGGAGACGCUGAUGGCUAGUCAAAAUGUGUAUGACUGGAUCAAGAUAAGUGAAAUGCUAUUGGGUCCAGUUCCAUCUAACUUCACCUUCUUGCCUAAACAUAAAGCAAAUGCCUACAAGUGAAUGAAGUCAGAGGAAUUGUAAGAAACUACAUUUUCUCCUAGGAGCCUCUACAUAUAUUCAGAAUUUCCAUCAUUUCAACCAAAAAAAUCUUACUGGAUGUGAACCGUUGGUGUGGGAUGAAAUUGAGGAUUGUAUGAAUCCCUCUAUCAAUUGUAAAAUCUAUGUACUCCGAGCAUUGUCCGGGAAGUUUUUUUUNAAUAAACGUCGAUUUACUUUG